AUGGAAUAUCCCGCGUUGGGCACCUUGCAGGCCACGGACAGCGGAGGGGCCGGGCCGUACAACAGCUCGGAGGAGCGGGAGGGCCGGGACUCGGAUGGGGUGCGCUUCGACCGCGAGAGGGCGCGCCGCCUGUGGGAAGCGGUGUCCGGGGCCCAACCUGUGGGGAGGGAGGAAGUGGAGCACAUGAUCCAGAAGAACCAGUGUCUCUUCACUAACACCCAGUGUAAGGUUUGCUGCGCCUUGCUCAUUUCUGAGUCCCAGAAGCUGGCACAUUACCAGAGCAAAAAACAUGCCAACAAAGUGAAGAGAUACCUAGCAAUCCAUGGAAUGGAGACAUUAAAGGGGGAAAUGAAGAAGCUAGACUCAGAUCAGAAGAGCAGCAGAAGCAAAGACAAGAACCAGUGCUGCCCCGUCUGUAACAUGACCUUUUCCUCCCCUGUCGUGGCCCAGUCACACUACCUGGGGAAGACCCACGCAAAGAACUUAAAGCUGAAGCAGCAAUCCACUAAGGUGGAAGCCUUGCACCAGAACAGAGACUUGAUAGACCCAGACAAGUUCUGCAGCCUCUGCCACGCGACUUUCAACGACCCUGUCAUGGCUCAACAACAUUAUGUGGGCAAGAAACACAGGAAACAGGAGACCAAGCUCAAACUCAUGGCACAUUAUGGGCGGCUGGCGGACCCAGCUGUCACUGACUCAUCAGCCGGGAAGGGCUACCCCUGCAAGACAUGUAAGAUAGUGCUGAACUCCAUAGAGCAAUACCAAGCUCAUGUCAGCGGCUUCAAGCACAAGAACCAGUCACCAAAAGUAAUGGCAUCACCCCUGGGCCAGAUUCCAAUGCAAGGGCAAUCCAUUCAGAAAGACUCCACCACCUUUGAAAACUAA
This is a messenger RNA of Chrysochloris asiatica (Cape golden mole), 885 nucleotides long. It is a transcript of the gene ZNF346, whose product is annotated as zinc finger protein 346. The transcript has 7 exons. The record is from RefSeq and is a predicted model, not a curated record. NCBI's taxonomy places the organism in Eukaryota, Metazoa, Chordata, Mammalia, Afrosoricida, Chrysochloridae. The coding region runs from base 1 to 885 and encodes 294 amino acids. Gene Ontology annotation, molecular function: double-stranded RNA binding; zinc ion binding.